UUCAAACACAUCAAUGAUGGCAGCACACACUGACUGACUGACGGACGGAGCACAGCACGGACCCUGGUUCUGUUCAAGGCCGGAUCCCUGGUCGGUUGGCGCUGAGAUGGACCGAUGGGUUGACGUUGCUGCUACCAGUUGACUGUACUGUACUGUACUGUACUGUACUGUGCUGUGAGAUAGCUCUGCGCUCCCUCAUCAACCACCUCCAUCUCCAUCUUCAUCGCCAUCCCACCUCCCCGCCAGCUAAUUCCUCCUGGCUAAUUCUCCUCCGCCUUCUUCUGCCCGCCCACUCCUAUACCAAGCUUACCUACCUACUCACCCCUCGCUCCCACCGUCUAUAUCAAUCCGCAGCUGCCCGCCGCGACACCGCCAAGGCAGCAGCCAUUCCUACUCUUUUCUGUCCCGCCCUCCCCAGAAGACAUCAUGGCGCGGAAUGUCAAUGUUGGCAAGCAGGAGAAUGAUCUCCAAAUCAACAUCCGCAAGGCCACGAGCCUCGAAGAAACGGCGCCCAAGCGAAAGCAUGUCCGUGCUGCCAUCGUCUACACUUGGGACCACAAGAGCUCUGCCUCUUUCUGGCAGGGCAUGAAGGUCCAGCCCAUCAUGGCCGACGAGAUCCAGACGUUCAAGGCCCUCAUCACAGUCCACAAGGUCCUUCAGGAGGGUCACCCCACAGCUUUGAAGGAGGCGCAAAACAACGUGGAUUGGCUCACAAGCUUGGCACGUGCGAACUCAGCUGGCGAGGGCUUGCGAGGCUACGCGAAACUUAUCCAGGAGUACACAUACUUUCUAGCCGCGAAGCUUGCUUUCCACCGUCAGCACCCGGAAUUCAAUGGAACGUUCGAGUACGAGGAGUACAUAAGCUUGAAAUCAAUCAACGACCCGAAUGAAGGCUACGAGACCAUUACCGACUUGAUGACGCUGCAAGACCAAAUCGAUGCGUUCCAGAAGCUCAUCUUUUCACACUUUAGGGGGGGCGCAAACAACGAGUGCCGAAUCUCUGCUCUCACUCCAUUGGUGCAGGAGAGUUAUGGCAUCUACAAGUUUGUCACAAGCAUGUUGCGGGCCAUGCAUACCACAUUGGGCGACGACGAAGCGCUCGCGCCUCUACGUGGUCGAUAUGACGCACAGCAUUAUCGACUAGUCAAGUUCUACUACGAAUGUUCCAAUCUCAGAUAUCUUACGAGUCUGAUUACGGUACCAAAGCUGCCCCAAGAUCCUCCAAACCUCCUAUCCGAAGACGAAUCCGCUCCAGCUCUCCCCGCACGACCCAAAGGCGAAGAGCCUGCUCCUGCCCCUCGUGCUGCCGAGGCUGUUGAUCCAGAGCCAAUCAAUGAGUUCUGGAAGAGCGACCAGAAGAGGCAACAAGAAGCUUAUGAGGCUGAGCAACGGAGACUCGCGGAACAAUGGGAAGCGAACCAGCGAUUGCAGCAAGAACAGGCUAUGCAGGCACAGCGGGAUUUUGAGGAGCAGCAGCGAUUGCAGGCUGAACAGGCUCGUUUGAAUCAGGAAGCACUUUUGCGCGACCAAUAUCAGCAGCAAACCCAAGGCCGUCUUGCAGAGCUCGAGCGGGAGAACCUCAACGCGCGGGCCCAAUACGAACAUGAUCAAUUGAUGUUGCAACAAUACGAUCAGCGUAUGAAGGCUCUGGAGGGCGAAAUUAACCAGAUGAACACCAAUUUCCAGCAACAAAUGUCAUCGCGUGACGACCAAAUUCGAGCUCUGCAAGAGCAGCUAAAUACUUGGAGAUCCAAGUAUGAAUCUCUUGCCAAGCUCUACUCGCAAUUGCGACACGAACAUUUGCAACUGUUGCAGAAGUUCAAGACUGUGCAACUCAAGGCAAACUCGGCCCAGGAAGCUAUAGAUGCGCGCGACAAGCUACAGAGGGAACUCAAAACGAAGAAUCUUGAACUGGCCGAUAUGAUUAGGGAACGAGACCGGGCCAUGCUGGAGAAGGACCGCAACACGGGGGGUCAUCGCGAGGAAAUUGAGAAACUCAAGCGCGAACUUCGGUCUGCAUUGGACAGGGCCGAAAACUCAGAACGCGGCAAGGGCUCCGAACUGUCGGCCAUGCUGUCUCGUCACAAUCGUGAAAUCGCCGAUUUGGAGGAGGCGCUCAGAAACAAGACUCGCGCUCUAGAGGACAUGCAAAUGAAGUACAGAGAAGGCGAUUCGGAUCUGGAGCGUCAACUUCGCGAGAAGGAGGAGGAACUAGAGAUCUUCCGAGCUGGAAUGGACCAAACCUUGCUUGAGCUGAACGAUCUCAAGUUGAACCAGGGAACGAACAAUGAUGUCUCGGAUGAAUAUCUCGCUACUCUUGUUGGAGACAACCUCCAGAAGAUCAACGAGAUCAUUGAUUCGGUACUCCAAGCUGGGGUUCAGCGCAUUGACGAUGCUCUGUACGAACUAGACUCUUCGAUGCAUGCUGGUAACCAAAAUGCCUCGGGUGCCUUUGUCUUGUCACAGAUCGAAAAGGCCUCCACAACUGCCAUGGACUUCGCGACUGCAUUCAACGGAUUCAUUGCUGAUGGUCCCAAUGCGACCCACUCGGAGGUAAUCAAAACGGCCAAUGCUUUUGCUGGCGCCAUGGGAGAUGUCUUGAGCGACACGAAAGGUCUCACACGAUUCGCUUCUGACGACAACAAGUCGGAUGCGCUUAUCAAUGCCGCGCGAACUUCUGCCACAGCAACCGUCAAAUUUUUCCGCAAUAUCCAGUCUCCACGCGUGUACGGCCUCGACGAGGAGGGCAAGUUCAACGUGGUCAUCAACAAUAACGCCGAGGUACUCCGCAACCUCCAAAGUCUGUCCAAGCUCGCAGAUGCCUUCGCGCCCAAGAGCAAGAUCACCAAUGCCUCAGGGGAUCUUGGCGAUUUGGUAGACAACGAACUGACCAAGGCAGCCAACGCCAUUGCAGCGGCCGCCGAUCGUCUAGCUAAACUCAAGAACAAACCGCGUGACCAAUUCUCGACCUACGAGCUGAAGAUUCAUGAUUCCAUCUUGGAAGCCGCUAUCGCCGUCACGAAUGCCAUUGCUCAGCUCAUCAAGGCGGCUACCGUUUCGCAACAAGAAAUUGUUCGCGAGGGUCGAGGCAGUAUGAGUGUAACACAAUUCUACAAGAAACACAACAGGUGGACUGAAGGACUCAUCAGUGCUGCCAAGGCUGUUGCGUCUUCUACCAACACACUUAUCGAGACUGCAGAUGGCGUUAUCUCGGGUCGCAACUCUCCCGAGCAGCUCAUUGUUGCCUCUAACGAUGUUGCAGCUUCUACUGCUCAACUCGUCGCAGCUAGCCGUGUGAAGGCCAGCUUCAUGAGCAAGACGCAAGACAACCUUGAGAAUGCCAGCAAGGCCGUCACCGCAGCGUGCCGUGCGCUUGUCAGGCAAGUGCAAGCUAUUAUUGCGCAGAAGAACAAGGACGAUGGCGAGGUCGUGGAUUACACCCAGCUUAGCGAUCGCGAGUUCAAAGUUAGGCAGAUGGAGCAGCAGGUCGAGAUUUUGCAGCUCGAGAAUGCACUUUCCGCUGCAAGAUCUAGAUUGGGUGAGAUGAGGAAACUCUCAUACCUUGAGGAGUAACGAUUAUGAGUCUCGCAGCUUAAACCGUCCUUACAAGUGUAUAUCACUGUGAAAAACUUGUCUUCAUUCAUUUCUGGAAAAUCAUUGCGCGUUGAGUUUGUGU
Molecule: messenger RNA, 3676 nt
Organism: Periconia digitata
Lineage: Eukaryota; Fungi; Ascomycota; Dothideomycetes; Pleosporales; Periconiaceae
Source: the annotation of a GenBank genome assembly